ACAGAGGCUGGAACGCUGGCUGUGGGGCUCCGAGGAAAGGAUCAUCCGACCCCAGGAAGGGCCAGGAGGGAUCUCCAAGCAGGAUGACUUUGGGCAUCUUUGCAAAUUGUAUAUUCUGCUUAAAAGUCAAGUACUUACCUCGUCAGCAGAAGAAAAAGCUGCAAACUGAUAUUAAGGAAAAUGGCGGAAAGUUUUCCUUUUUAUUAAACCCUCAGUGCACACACGUCAUCGUUGACAGUGCUGACGUCCUGAGCCGGUGUCAUCUGAACUCCAUCCAGAAGAACGAUGUCCAGAUAGCAAACCCAGCCUUCAUCGAGGACUCGGUCAGACAGCGCAGACUCCUGGAUGUGAAGAAUUACGAUCCCAUGUCGCCGGCUGGGGCAGCGCCUCCAGCUGAAAAGAUCAGUUCCAGUGAACUCGUCCUGCCGAGCGCUCACUAUGUUAUACAUGAAGUGCAAAUAGAAGAUCCGCCUUUGGACAACACCCCGGAGAAAGAAAACAUCGAAGUCGUUGAGGUCUCUGCGGAGAAUGUUGAAAUUCCUCCCUUUCUUCAGGACUUUGAAGUUGUGAAAUAUAACGUCUUGAAAAAAAUGGGAGCAGACGGAGGCCCAGAGACGGUGGUGGUGGAGCUGCAGAGCUCCCGAGACCCGGGGAGCUCCCCCUUUGUGAUAGCAGCACACUUCCUCCUGGCUGAACAAAAGACGAGAAGAGCGAGCACUGGAAAGCAAACCUCCAAAGGUGCAAUCGAGUAUUAUGAGAGUUAUGUGGAAGACCUGAAGAGACAAGGAUUCCUGCUCCAAGAGCACUUCACGGCCGAAGCAACGCAGUUAGCAUCCGAGAAGCUGCAGGCAUUGCUUUUGGAGGAGGUCAUAAGUUCAGGUACCCUGAGCCAGGAGGUGACUGAUUUUCUGGAGGUGAUCUGGACAGAAGCUCUGGGCCACCUGGAGCACACGCUCCUCAAGCCAGUGAACAGCAUGAGCCUGAAUGACGUGAGUAAAGCGGAAGGGAUUCUCCUUCUGGUAAAGACAGCACUGAAGAAUGGAGACUCUCUGGAGCAACUGCGGAAGACAAUGGCCGAGUUCUACCGGUUGCUGCCUCACAGACAUCCAGCUUCAGAGGAAGUUAACCUGAGGCUGUUAGCUCAGAAAGAGGACCUUUGUCAGCUGGUAAGAGACAUGGUGAAUGUUUGUGAAACUAAUUUAUCCAAACCCAACCCACCAUCUCUUGCCAAAUACCGAGCUUUGAGAUGCAAAAUCGAGCAUGUUGAAGAGAACACUGAAGAAUUUUCCAGGGUUAGGAAAGAAGUGUUGCAGAGCAGUCGAAGUGAAGGCCCCAUCGAUGUCUUGCAGAUAUUUAAAGUUGGCCGAGUGAAUGAAGCUAUGGAGUUUGUGAGUAACCUGGGCAACGUGCAAGCCCUGUUCCAUGGAUCUCCUGUGCGGAACAUUCUCGGAAUCUUGUCCCGAGGGCUGCUCUUACCUAAGGUAGCGGAAGACCGCGGUGUGCAAAGAACAGACGUUGGAAAUCUGGGGAGCGGGAUCUACUUCAGCAACUCACUCAGUACGAGCAUUAAGUACGCACAUGCAGGAGAGACAGAUGGCUCCAGGCUCCUGGUCAUCUGUGACGUUGCCCUGGGAAAGUGUAUGGACUUAUUCAAGAAGGACUUUUCUUUAACUGAGGCGCCACCAGGCUAUGACAGUGUGCAUGGAGUUUCGAAAACAGCCUCUGUACCCACAGACUUUCAGGACGAUGAAUUUGUUGUAUAUAAAACCAAUCAAGUUAAAAUGAAAUACAUUGUUAAAUUUUGCAUUCCUGGAGAUCAAAUAAAGGAAUUCCAUCCUCAUGAAAACACUGAAUUAGAGGAGCACAGAGCUGAGCUCUCAAAUGUUCCAGAGGUUGAAGAUUUCCAGUUACCAGAUGUCAAGUCCCUCAAAGACGUCAAAGCCGGCCUUCAGGACGCGUCUGCAAAUCCUGUCCCUCUUGAAAGUGUUCACAUCAGGGGAAGAAUAAUAGACUUUGUAGCCCAGGUCAUUGUUUUUCAGACAUACACAAAUCAAAGCCACGUGCCUAUUGAGGCAAAAUACAUCUUCCCAUUGGACGACAAGGCAGCUGUGUGUGGCUUCGAGGCCUUCAUCAACGGGAAGCACAUAGUGGGAGAGAUAAAGGAAAAAGAAGAAGCCCGGCAGGAAUACCGAGAGGCUGUCAGCCAGGGCCAUGGUGCUUACUUGAUGGACCAGGACACUCCGGACGUCUUCACUGUAAGUGUUGGAAACUUACCCCCUCGGGCUAAAGUUCUCAUCAAAAUCACCUACAUCACGGAACUCAGCAUCCAAAGUCCCGUGGCCAUCUUCUUCAUCCCUGCCACUGUAGCGCCCUGGCAACAAAACAAGGCAUUGAAUGAGAACCUUCAGGACACAGUGGAGACGAUUCGUAUAAAAGAAAUCGGAGCAGAGCAAAGCUUCUCCCUGACCAUGUCCAUUGAGAUGCCCUACAUGAUUGAAUUCAUUUCCAGUGACACACAUGAGCUGAGACAAAAGAGCACAGACUGCAAAGCUGUAAUUAGCACCGUGGAAGGCAGCUCCCUGGACAGCAGUGGAUUUUCUCUCCUCAUUGGUUUGCGUGAUGCAUAUCUCCCAAGAAUGUGGGUUGAAAAACAUCCAGAAAAAGAAAGCGAGGCCUGCAUGCUUGUCUUUCAACCGGAGCUGGCAGACGUCCUCCCUGACCGCCGUGAAAAGAACGAAGUGAUUAUCUGUCUUGACUGUUCCAGUUCCAUGGAGGGCGUGGCAUUCACACAAGCCAAGCAGAUCGCCCUGUAUGCUCUGUCUUUGCUGGGCGAGGAGCAGAAAGUCAACGUUAUGCGGUUUGGCACAGGUUACAAGGAACUAUUUUCAUAUCCUAAGUGCAUCACGAACAAUAAAUUGGCCACGGAGUUCAUUAUGUCUGCAGCACCUUCCAUGGGGAACACAGACUUCUGGAAAGUUCUCCGCUAUCUUAGUUUCCUGUACCCUUCAGAAGGGUUGCGGAACAUUCUCCUCAUAUCCGAUGGCCACCUUCAGAGUGAGAGUCUGACCUUGCAGCUCGUGAAAAGAAAUAUCCAGCACACCAGAGUGUUCACCUGCGCUGUUGGUUCUACAGCGAAUCGUCACAUCCUAAGGACCUUGUCUCAGUGUGGUGCUGGAGUGUUUGAGUAUUUUAACUCAAAAUCUAAGCACAGUUGGAAAAAACAGAUAGAAGCCCAAAUGGCCAGGAUACACUCCCCAAGUUGUCACUCCGUCUCUGUGAAGUGGCAGCAGCUUAGCAGAGAUGCCCCUGAGCCCCUGCAGGCUCCCACGUGCGUGCCCUCCUUGUUUCACAAUGAUCGACUCCUGGUCUAUGGAUUCAUUCCUCAUUGUACACAGGCAUCCCUGUGUGCAUUCAUCCAAGAGAAAGAAUUUUGCACAAUGGUGUCAACUACAGAGCUUCAGAAGACAACUGGGACUAUGAUUCACAAGCUGGCAGCCCGAGCCCUAAUCAGAGAUUACGAAGACGGCAUCCUCCACGACAACGAAACCAACCACGAGAUGAAGAAAAACAUCAUGAAAUCUCUGAUCAUCGAACUCAGUAAAGAAAAUUCUCUUAUUACACAAUUUACAAGCUUUGUGGCAGUUGAGAAAAGGGACGUUAAUGAGGUUCCUUUGGCUAACGCCCCAAGUAUUUCAGAACUUGUUGCCAAAGAAGAUGUAGACUUUCUACCAUACGUGAGUUGGCAGGAAAAGCAGCCUGAGACCUUCACAUCACAGCCCUUCUCCAUCUCUUCUGAAGGGAAUGAGGAACUGUCACUGCUGACUGCUGCUAAAAAAUGUAAAGUAAAGACUAGAAAGAUGCGUAAUCUAAAAGUUUCCGAAGAUUUUGAAGGAACGCCCGCGAUGGCACAGUCACCCACAACAGCGCAGUCUGACUUCCACCUGCCUCUCAGUGUCUGCCCACAGCCGGUGAAGCUAAAGAAAGGAAGAAAAUUUCAAAAACUGCGUAUGGCAGAUGAGCCUCGAAAGGCGCCUGUUUCCAUGGUUUCUUCUGCUCCGGCAGUCACAGCUGGGUUUUCUUUCCUUUCUGCUCGUCAUUCCAGUUCUGCCUUCCUAUCUCCUCUCUGCAACAUCAGUCUUCCGCCUCCUCCUCCUCCUCUCCCUGGUACUACUGCCAGCCCCCCUCCUCCCCCUCCCUCUCUCUUUGGUGGUACCCAUCUUCCUCCCCCUCCCCCUCCUCCUCUCCCUGCUGGCACCCACCCUCCUCCCCCUCCCUCUCUCUUUGGUGGUACCCAUCUUCCUCCCCCUCCCCCUCUUCCUCUCCCUGCUCGCACCCACCCUCCUCCCCCUUCCUCUCUCUUUGGUGGUAACCAUCCCCCUCUCCCUCCCCCUCCCCCUCCUGGCACACAAUUUUCUCUUUCUCCUGUAGGAUUCAUCCCAACUAACUCGUGUCGACCUAUGUCCAACUAUAGCCAUAAACUUGCUAAAGCUACAGACAUCUGUGACUCAGAGCCACCUCUCAGGGGCUUUAGGGGUGCCAGCCCUAAGGAUACGAGCUCUAGGGGUACGGGCUUUAGGGGUGGUACUUUCUCUGAUAGCUUCGCUGGUUCAAAGGAUUUUGAUCCAGGUAAAUUUUCCCAAGACCUCAACAACAUCGUCUCCUCUCCCAAAGCCCCUGAGCUGGCUGCUACUCAGAGGUCACCUUUACGCAGUCCUCCUAAACCACUUUCUGUCCCUCCUCUAGUCGUCUGUGAGUUUAGCUCUGAGCUUCCCCAGAGCCAUUCUUUUCACUUUCAAAGUGGCUCAGUCCACCGGAGCCCUAAUUACAGAAUGUCAGACAUGGCGUCACUUCGGUCAGCUCUCUCAUUAGAUUAUUCUGCGUGGGACUGCGUUCUAGAAGAGGCUGACUCACUGGAUGGAGGUUCUUUCGAAACGGAAACAGAUGAAGCAGCAGCAUAUACAGCAUGCGAGUUUUUAACAAGUAUGGAGACUCCCUCACAUGAGGAAUUUGUCAUCGGUGAUGAUGAAGGCCGGCAGAGUCCCGUGUCGUGGACUUCACUCUUUGCUCUACAGACUGAGGAUGGUUUUUGGAAAUUGACACCAGAACUAGGACUAAUACUAAAACUUAAUGUAAAUGCUCUGCUCAAUUCUCUUGAAGAGAAGGGCAUUCGAUCUCUAGGUACAAAAGGAAGAGAGCGUCUUCUGGACCUGAUUGCCACUUUACUCGUACUGCAGUUUCUUUAUACCAAGUUGGAACAAGAAGGAAUGGCUGCCAAAUCUCUGAUAAAGAUGGAUGACGUCCUCAUUUCUAGGAAUAUUCCAUGGGCUUUUGAGAACAUAAAGAAAGCAAGAGAAUGGGCCAGAAGAACAGAAGGACAGUAUCCAUCUAUUUGCCAACGGCUUGAGCUGGGUAAAGACUGGGAGUCAGCUACAAAGCAACUACUGGGAAUUCAGCACCAAGGCAACACUUCCCUUCACCGAAUUCUACACUACAGUCAAGGCUGAAGCCAAUGGAAUUGCACUGUAAACCUUUCUCAUAAAUCUUUUGUUGCUCUUUUGGUUUUGUUUUUUCAAGACACGGUUUCUCUGUGAAGCCCUGGCUGUCCUGGAACACACUCUGAACAGCAGGCUGGCCUCACAUUCAAGGGACCUGCUGGCCUCUGCAUUCCAAGUGCUGGGUUUAAAGGUGUGUGCACCACUGCCCUGCUGCCUUUCUCAUAUUUAGAAAAUAAUCAAAUAGUAAAAGGUAUCAAUAAUGACAUGUAAUCUGUUUUAAGUGUAGCUAUCAUCUCCUUUAAAAUAAAAUUAAUGGAAAGAAUUGAUUAAUCAUUUAACGACAAUAAAAGCUGUAAGAACUAG
Rattus norvegicus (Norway rat) is the source of this 5858-nucleotide messenger RNA. It is a transcript of the gene Parp4, whose product is annotated as poly (ADP-ribose) polymerase family, member 4. Lineage: Eukaryota; Metazoa; Chordata; Mammalia; Rodentia; Muridae. The transcript has 34 exons. Bases 84 to 5504 code for a protein of 1806 amino acids. The record is from RefSeq and is marked validated. Gene Ontology annotation, molecular function: transferase activity; glycosyltransferase activity; NAD+ poly-ADP-ribosyltransferase activity. Gene Ontology annotation, cellular component: nucleus; chromosome; spindle.